Toxotes jaculatrix (banded archerfish) is the source of this 1536-nucleotide messenger RNA. RefSeq names its product angiotensin II receptor-associated protein. Gene Ontology annotation, cellular component: plasma membrane. Lineage: Eukaryota; Metazoa; Chordata; Actinopteri; Toxotidae. The transcript is spliced from 5 exons. The record is from RefSeq and is a predicted model, not a curated record. Gene Ontology annotation, biological process: regulation of blood pressure; angiotensin-activated signaling pathway. The coding region runs from base 104 to 601 and encodes 165 amino acids.
AGAAAACCGCUUUUUUUUUUUUUUUUUUUUUUCAUGUCGCCUCUCUACAAGCUGAGGCAGUGAGUCGGAUCAAGGUAGAGCUGCUCUGACCAAACAGCCCGCUAUGGAAAUCCCUGCCAUCAAUCUAAAGGCCAUAGUACUGGUGCACUGGCUGCUUACAGUAUGGGGCUGCAUGGCGUGGCUGCCACUCUCCUUCUCUUGGGGUAACUUCAGCGUUUUAGCAGUUGGCGUCUGGGCCAUUGCACAGAGGGACUCAAUUGAUGCCGUGCUCAUGUUUCUGAUAGGGAUGAUUGUGACAAUAUUGACGGACAUCAUCCAUUUUGGAAUCUAUUACCGUCUGAGUGACGCGGUGGGAGGGGACGUGUUUCGCUUCAGCGCGGGAAUGGCCAUCCUCAACCUGCUGCUCAAACCUGUAUCCUGCUUCUUUGUUUACCAAAUGUACCGCGAACGUGGAGGAGAUUACAAUGUCAACUUUGGUUUCCCCUCUGUAUCACGAAACAGAGAUGCCUACCAGUCCAUUGACCAGCAGGAUGAGUCUCCCAGUCCGGCAAAUCCCUUCAACCAGGCCCAGGACAGCAAACCAGGAGUCCGCACAUACUGAGAGAACCAGGCGGUGAACGAUCGCGUGUUUUCCUCCGACUUUUGAUGCAGCAGUUCAGUGCUUAGGGGUAAUUUUUUUUUUUUUUUUUUUCCAAUCGAUUCCACUUCAGCCCAUUUUCUUUUUUUUUUUGUACAGUUGGUCUGCUUCAGAUUGCAGCACUGAAAACAAAUGGAGUGCCUUUAUUGUGGCAAAUCAUUAAUUCUGUUUGGAUUUUUUUUUAGGAUGAAUCGUGAUGUAAUUAAAACCAUUUUAAUUUUUUCUUCAGAGGUAGGAAUGUCUUUUGCUGAGCUGGCACAUCGCUGCUGAAUAAAUACAGAGGAAAAACUACCACUCCCACCCCCUGUUACUGUUUUUACCAGCUACUAUUUUUAGUGGAGAGAUGUUGGAUGGAACUGUUGUGCUUGCAGGAGUUUUGUUAGUUUACUUUUUCCAAGUGAGUCAUUUUUUUACAAAUGUGGCACAGACGUUAGGAGUCAUGUCUGGUUCUCUUUGUGUUCUGUAAAUUAUUAAGUACUCAUUGUAUGCAGUAUGUGAUUGUUAUUUUCCAGUCAGUCUUACUUAAAGCACUGGACAGUCAUGCUUUUGAAGCUACCUUGUGCCUUUGUACGUUUUCAACUGAUAAGAGCUGUGAAAUCCUUCGACUGAGUUGAAGACCUGAUGGCCAAAAUUGGAGAUAGAGUUACAGGCCUGUUCAUUUAUCUUGAUAUUGAUCUAUGCAAAAUCCAUAGUAAAACAUAAAUAAAUGAGAGAAAUAUGAAGACUUUUUUAAUGACCAAGUAAUGAUCAGUUCUCUGUGUAUAAAGAACAAAAUGCUCUCAUUUCAAACCAUCAUAAUUGUGUCACUUAUAGUUAUUGUCAUAUAAGUGAAGGGCCUUUAGACUGCCCCAAACACUAAUUUGUAAUGUGAAUUCUCUUUCAAUAAAUGACAGACCACA